CAUUGCAUGUUUCGUGAAAGUUUGUACACUACAUUACCCAAAAGCCAUUUUUUUACGUCACGACGCCAGUCCAGUGGCAGAAUCCAACAUGGACGAUAACAUGGCUGUUGAAAAGAGCCCGGAGGAAAUGCCGGCAAUCUUAAGCUCCCGACCACAGACCGGUCUGUCCUUCCUGGCACCAGAACCCGAGGACCUGGAGGACCUUUACAGCAGAUACAAGAAGCUGCAGCAGGAACUGGAGUUCCUGGAGGUGCAGGAGGAGUACAUCAAGGAUGAGCAGAAGAACCUGAAGAAGGAGUUCCUCCAUGCCCAGGAGGAGGUGAAAAGGAUACAGAGCAUCCCGCUUGUUAUCGGACAGUUCCUGGAGGCUGUCGACCAAAACACGGCCAUCGUUGGCUCCACUACAGGGUCCAAUUACUAUGUGCGCAUCCUGAGCACCAUCGACCGGGAGCUUCUAAAGCCCAACGCCUCUGUGGCGCUGCACAAGCACAGCAACGCCCUCGUCGAUGUGCUACCACCCGAAGCCGACAGCAGCAUCAUGAUGCUCACCUCAGACCAAAAACCUGACGUGAUGUAUGCUGACAUUGGAGGCAUGGACAUCCAGAAACAGGAAGUCAGAGAGGCUGUGGAGCUUCCACUCACGCACUUUGAGCUUUACAAGCAGAUUGGCAUUGACCCUCCCAGAGGAGUACUCAUGUACGGACCUCCAGGAUGCGGCAAGACCAUGUUGGCCAAGGCUGUGGCACACCACACAACAGCGGCGUUCAUCCGUGUGGUGGGUUCGGAGUUUGUGCAGAAAUAUUUGGGUGAGGGCCCCCGCAUGGUGCGUGAUGUUUUCCGCCUGGCCAAGGAGAAUGCACCCGCAAUCAUCUUCAUCGAUGAGAUCGACGCCAUCGCCACCAAGCGAUUUGACGCACAGACCGGAGCUGACCGAGAAGUUCAGAGAAUAUUACUGGAACUGCUUAAUCAAAUGGACGGUUUUGACCAAAACGUCAAUGUCAAGGUAAUCAUGGCCACCAACAGAGCGGACACGCUGGAUCCGGCCCUGUUGCGUCCCGGCCGCCUGGACCGAAAGAUCGAGUUCCCGCUCCCUGACCGCCGGCAGAAGCGUCUCAUCUUCUCCACCAUCACCAGCAAAAUGAACCUCUCUGAGGAAGUGGAUCUGGAGGACUACGUGGCCCGACCAGACAAGAUAUCAGGAGCCGACAUCAACUCUAUUUGCCAAGAAGCGGGCAUGCUGGCCGUCCGUGAGAACCGUUACAUCGUCUUGGCCAAAGACUUUGAGAAAGCCUACAAGACCGUGAUCAAAAAGGAUGAGCAGGAGCAUGAGUUCUACAAGUAGAGAGGGUAGAAAAGUCUGUUUCUGUAGCAACCAUGUUUCAUUUAAAUUACAUUACAAAGUCACUGUUGCACAAGGCCUGAUAAUAAGCCUUUGCCCAAGUACGUGUUCUGUUUUUUUUUUUUGUUUUUUUUUUUUACGUUUUUUUUCUGUACAGGCUCUCUUGUGGUUACAAAAAAAAAAAAAAUCAGGCUGUACUAAUAGUUAGGUUUGCACCUAUAUACAAACAUAUGACUUAACUAUUCAUUAAAAAUGUUUUCCAUAAAAUGUAUUAGAUGUUCUCUGAUUUAAUUUGUUGGGCAAUAGUUUUGUGUAAGUUUGAAUAUACAGUGCAGUGUAUUCACUCAUUGUAAAAUGGGGAAAAAAGUUCAAUAUAGUUAUACAGUUGUAUCAUGGGUUAUAUGUUGAAGACUUAAAAAAAUAUCUACCUUGAAUGUGGAUGAAUGGAUUUUGCAAGUGGUUUCAAUGAUGGAAUCAAGGAACUACGGCACAUGUCAAACUCAUGGCUCGAGGGCUGGCUCUGACUCACCACCGUUUUGAGGUCUGGAAAAGCAAAUCAAGUGCAUCGACGUCACAUCUCUUUCCAAAAGACUGAAACUGUAAAUUGUUUUCACUUUUGAUAAUGUUAUGAUAUUACCAAGCAUUUAUUUGUUACCAAUCCCCUUUUUAGAAGAGAUUGAAACGUGUGUGUGUGUGUGUGUGUGUCUGUGUAUACUAUCUUCAUGUAGUACAUUUCUGCCAACCUCUACCCACCAAGACAGUUUUAGAAUGCAGGAGGAAACCAGAGUACCCUGAGAAAACCCACACAGGGAUAUGGAGAUCAUGCAAACGCAAAGCAGAAAGACAGGAGCCUGAAUUUGAAUCCACAAACUGAACUGUGAGGCAGCUGGGAUAACCAGUGAGCUACUGUGCAGCCUCAGUAAUACUCCCAUCCAUCAUUUUCUACACUGCUUAUCCUCACUAAUAAUCCAAAAUCCUGGCUAAAUGUUGACACGUGGUUAUAGGACCUGGGUCAAAGAGUGGGAUCAAAGUUGAAUGAACUAUAUUUGUCCAUGUCCAUGAAGUAAUUGAUGCGUGGAGUUGUCAUCGGUAAGAAAUCCUCCCCAAAUGUUGACACAGUGACAGGACAUUGAACAAUAAAUGUGAUUAAAGUUGCAUGA
Molecule: messenger RNA, 2499 nt
Organism: Syngnathoides biaculeatus (alligator pipefish)
Lineage: Eukaryota; Metazoa; Chordata; Actinopteri; Syngnathiformes; Syngnathidae
Gene: psmc4
Product: proteasome 26S subunit, ATPase 4
Exons: 11
Coding region: 89-1342 (417 amino acids)
Biological process (GO): proteasome-mediated ubiquitin-dependent protein catabolic process
Cellular component (GO): proteasome regulatory particle, base subcomplex
Molecular function (GO): ATP hydrolysis activity; proteasome-activating activity; ATP binding
Source: RefSeq, a predicted model, not a curated record